Pelobates cultripes (western spadefoot toad) is the source of this 3029-nucleotide messenger RNA. NCBI's taxonomy places the organism in Eukaryota, Metazoa, Chordata, Amphibia, Anura, Pelobatidae. The record is from the annotation of a GenBank genome assembly.
AUGCCAGACUGUCAAAUUACCACCUCUUGUGAUGCUGGCACCACAUGUCAUUCUAAGGUUACUGUUUCUGUGGCAUCAACUGAGUGCCACAAGUAAGUUUUGGUGUAGUAGAAAAAACACCGGCCUAUAGGGUUGCUCCCUUUUCUAUUUAAAUCUCUUCCAUCUUCUUUACAACUCCCUGUUGUGGUUUAUUUGCCCAAGAGCACAUCUUUUUCAUUAUCUUUAUUACUGGCAUUUGACCUUAGCUUGGUAUUGGCUAGUCUACUUUGGACUUUGAUUCUAUUAUUGUUUUGUUAUUUCUCUGGUAUACAUGACCUCAGCUUAGCCUGUCUAUUCUUAAGCUGUCUUCAGGUGUGUUUAGACUUCCAUUAGUAUGUUGAACCUCUAAGGACCAAUAAUACACCAUAUGUUUACUUCUUCUUUACUAUCUCAGAUUUUGUAUUUUGUGUUAUCCUGACAAUCACAUUGCUAUGAUGCAAGAGGGGUAAAUUCAGUGGGUAAAAGCUGAAUAUUCAAUUUUCACAUUACCUUAGGAGAUUUUUUUUUUCUGAUUUUUUUUUUUAUCGGUGAAAUGUAUUAAUUAUUAAUGUAUAACAUGUAACUGAUUUUCAAGUGUGGAUGAAUCAUAGGGUCAUACAUUUUAAAGAGGAUUCCAGAUAUUUAAUUUUGCAUUUGGAAGACACUAUCAUAAAUCCAUUUUACUUUUACGUCUAGUACUAUAGGUGCCAAAGGGUAUAUGAAAGCCCAUCGUCUACAGUUUGUUAACCCACUCACUUCCAAGGGGGGGGGGAGGGUGGUUGUAUGUGUGUGUGUGUAUGUGUGAGUGUGACCUGUAAAUGUUUAUGAUAUCUUUCUUGUGAUUUUGCGGAGAUACUCAGUCCUAAUAUGGGUUGAUCUUAGUAAAUAACAUUUCUGACAAAUCAGAUAAAAUUUCUUUUCAACAGAUAGGGAAUGUAAUUAAUUACAUCUAAAUUACCUUUAAUUACCUUGAAGUUAAAUUUUGUUCCUAUGGAUUUCCAACUGAAAAUGUGCCUCUUUACAAGACUAAUAUAGAUAGCAACUAACUAAUUGUAACUUUAUUGUUAUUUAUCAUAAACGUGUCCCUACAGUACAUUAUAGAGACAUGAAUCAGUUGUGGGUGUAAUAAAAUAAAAUAGAGAAGUGUUAAAACUACACAAGAACAAUUUUAAAGUGACUGCAAUCACUAAAAUAGGAAUUUGAUUUAAUCUACUCAAAAAUCAAAUGUAAGCAUGUUUUCCAGGAACUUAGGAAUUCUUACAAAUAACAGAGCACAUAUAGGGUUAAAAAUCCAGUUGAUGACCAUGGGAUAUUUUCCUUUGAUAUAUUUGAUGUAAUCCCAUUGCCCCUAAAAUCUUGCUAUCAGAUCUUUUCUGCAAAAUAUCAUUUUUGUUUAACUCUUUAGAAAGGAUAGUUUAGAGUAUUUGUCCUUUCAAAACGAACCCCUCAUCUUAGUGAACUGCUAUGAGCCCUGUACCUUCUCAUCUGGUUCACAGCAGUUGGAAUGCAUGAUGUUGUUUCUCUUCAAGCCAGCAUACAUAAACAGAUUUGGAGCUGCCCACCCACAAGUACUGUAAACACAGGUUUUAUCCAUUCACUAACACUCAGCUGUCUUUUCAUAGUCAUUUUGUUAAGAUUCAUUUCAAAUGAGCCCAAGGUGCUUUGUGAAAUCUUUGUGUACAUCAAUGCAUGUUUCUAUAUCCAUAUAAAUACAUAUCACACUAAAACAUUUUCCCCAUGUCUAUUGCAAAAUAUUACAUACAAAUGAUAUUGUCAAGAAAUGUUGAAACCAAACAAUCUAUAUUACCCAUUUGAACUGUAGAAUAUAUAUUUUAAAAAAGCAUGCUAAGGAAUGUACAUUCCAUGCUAAGCUUAAUGCCAGGGUAACAUUCCAAAAAAAGCACUCAGUGUAUACAAAAUGGACGUCUGAACAACGAAUGCUUAAUUGGCCCAAAGUUGUUUUAGCUUAUAGAAAGUUCAAAAGAUGUACUAACAAAUUAUAUGUUUGACCACAUCAUACAUAUUUUAUUAUGGAUAUUUUUCCAUAUGUAAAUAACUGUAAAAAAUAAUAUAUAUACUGUAUACACAACUUUAUUUUUUAUAUGAUCACAUUAUUUUGCAGGAAAUAUCCUGGCUCAGCAGUAAUUCCACUCUCUUUGAUGUAGCCGAGUUUGGUUCAAAUUCCAGCUCUGUCUCAUUGCCUUCAGCAAGUUAAUUUAUUUCUCAAUUCUAUAUGCCUAAAUUAGGAGCUAUUUCCAAUGCACAAAGUCAGAUAAGGCUUAACAUCCAAAAACCAUGUAGGGUGUCCACGGUGGGGACUUACCAAUGUGUGAAAUGGCCAUGAAAAAUAUUUUUUGUUUUUAGCAUUUCUGCCAGAUUAUUCAGUUUACAAACAUAGGGUACCAGGAUUGUUAAAGCUCUGUAUUGGUUCUGUUUCUGGUUUCAAAUGUAAUACACCACAUAUGUUCCACAUACAAACAUUACACAGUGGCAUUAAAAAAAUAUUCAUUGGGGGGCGGACCCAUGCUAGCAGGAUGCGGUUUUACUGAGCUACGGGCAAACAUGCAGGAAAACAAGCUAAAAAGUAGGUUAUACUGACCUUUACUAUUCCUGACUCAUGCUGCAGCCUUCCUUACGACACAGGGUGCAAAAAUAAGAAAUAUAGGGCGGACAAAACCCCCGCGACCGCCGAUCUCUUAUGGAGGCCUGUCAUGGUGUCGCCAUCCAUCGACCGCUCCCGAUCUUCAAUUGAGACAUCCUUUAGUGAGCACUGUGCAAUGGGGACACAUGCUGGCAAAGAUCACACCAUACAGCUCCAGCCUGCCGGGAACCCCCUUAUCAUGGAUGAGACACUGAGGCAUCUCUUUGACGAACUCCGCAGAAAUAUUGUGGCCAACAUUGGUCAGUUUAGAGACGAGAUCAACGGGGUCUCAGCUCACCUCACCAAUGCAGAGGUGAAUACUGCUGCUCAUGAGCAACAGAUCACAAAGCUGGAACUCAGGAAUGCAUAA